UGAACGUCAGAAUUCGUUGUUCCGGUUUGAACAUGUGGAACGGGUGCUUGAAGAAAUCACACUUUACACAAAAGUGAUCAAAAAAAAUCUAAAUAAUAGACAACAAACGGGUUUGUUACCAUGGGUAAAUUAAACGUCGUUAUCCUGCGUUAUCUUUCCAGAGAUGACUUUAGGGUCCUGACAGCGGUGGAAAUGGGCAUGAAGAAUCACGAAAUCGUCCCAGUUAGUCUCAUUUCAUCCAUUGCCAGUCUGAAACAUGGAGGGUGCAACAAAGUUUUGAGAGAGCUGGUCAAACAUAAACUGCUGGCGUAUGAACGCAGUAAAACUGUGCAGGGAUAUCGCCUAAAUAACGGUGGCUAUGAUUACCUGGCACUAAAGACACUUUCAUCCAGAGAUGUUAUUCUGUCUGUUGGAAACCAAAUGGGAGUUGGCAAAGAGUCAGAUAUUUACAUUGUUGCUAAUGCUGAGGGGGAACAGUUUGCCCUGAAACUUCACAGACUGGGCCGGACAUCCUUCAGAAACCUCAAGAACAAGAGAGAUUACCACAAACAUAGACGCAGUAUGUCCUGGCUGUACCUGUCUCGGCUCUCUGCCAUGAAAGAGUUUGCAUACAUGAAGGCAUUAUAUGAUCAAGGAUUUCCUGUUCCAAAGCCAGUGGACUACAACAGACAUGCAGUGGUUAUGGAGCUCAUUAAUGGUUACCCUCUAUGUCAGGUUCGAGAGAUUCUAGACCCUGCUGCACUGUACAAUGAAAUUAUGGAGCUGAUAGUCAAACUUGCCAAUCAUGGCUUGAUUCAUGGAGACUUCAAUGAAUUUAAUCUAAUGCUUGAUGACAGUGACCAUGUCACAAUGAUUGACUUCCCUCAGAUGGUCUCCACCUCACAUUUAAAUGCAGAAUGGUACUUUGAUCGGGAUGUCAAGUGUAUUCGAGAUUUCUUCUGCAAAAGAUUCAAUUAUGAAAGUGAACUCUAUCCAACAUUCAAAGAUAUAAGGAGAUCAUGUUCUCUGGAUGUGGAGAUCUCAGCCAGUGGCUACACCAAAGAGCUGCAGCAGGAUGACUGUUUGCUCCACCCUGAAGGUCCAGAGAGUGAGGAGAGACUCAGUGGAGAUGAAGACGAUGACAUGCCAGAGUCAGCAGAUGAAACAUUACAGGCGACCUCAGUGGAUACUAUCAGCAUGGAGGAGUUUAAACAUGCCAUGCUAGAGUUGGAAGGUCUGACAAUUAGUAAGGAGACCCCAUCAGAAGAGAACGACAUAGAGGAACAUGAUGGAGCUGAAUGUGAAAGCGAGAUCCCCUCAGAGGAUAUUCACAGCAAAACAGUUUCUGAAGUUUCCAAGGACUUGGGUAGGGACGAGGAUGAUGAAAUGGAGGAUGAGUGUCCUGAUUUGGUAGACCUGUCCACAUGCAACAAAGAGUUCAGGCCUUUCAGAGAUCAAGUCAGCCUUGAGAAAGAGCAGAGGAGGAGAACAACUAGUGAAAUGACCAUUGGAAGUGUUGGCAGUUGUUCCACUAUUCCACCAGAUGUCAUCAGGCAGAAAGUGAGGAGACAACUUACCAAACAGCAGAAGGCUGCUCAGAGACGACGUUUGCAGAAGGGUGAGGCCAACCUGGUGACCAAGGAGAGGCGAGAAAAUCAAAUCAACAUCAAAAGCAGUUUGGAUGCAGCUCAAUUCUGGGGCUGAGAAUGGCAUAGAAAUACUUCAAAAUAAAUCACUCUGGACUUCUAAAAUGUUUCUUUGCCUCUUAUCUAUUUGUGUAUGACAUUAAUAAAACCAUUGUAAAAACAAUGAACGUGGAAGUUGA
Myxocyprinus asiaticus (Chinese sucker) is the source of this 1804-nucleotide messenger RNA. RefSeq names its product RIO kinase 2 (yeast) (gene riok2). Gene Ontology annotation, cellular component: nucleus; cytosol; preribosome, small subunit precursor. The coding region runs from base 121 to 1683 and encodes 520 amino acids. Gene Ontology annotation, molecular function: ATP binding; protein serine/threonine kinase activity. Lineage: Eukaryota; Metazoa; Chordata; Actinopteri; Cypriniformes; Catostomidae. The record is from RefSeq and is a predicted model, not a curated record. The transcript has 10 exons. Gene Ontology annotation, biological process: protein phosphorylation; maturation of SSU-rRNA.